AAUCUACUGAAAAAAAUCCAAUUACUACAAAGGAACUUGGAAAGUACUCUCAAUAAACAUCAUUUGGUAUUACGGAUUAUAAUGUACACAGAUUACUAGUCCAACGUUUGUUAUGCAUUAAUUAAUUAAUUAAUUGAACCAGUGCUGGUAGCUAAAUAGAACUUUUAUUAUAAAUCUAAAUGAAGUCAUUCUAAUUAAUUUAAUAAUGUAGAAGUCAAAGUACAAUGGAGAUGCGCUCAAGGAAAGAGGAGAGAUUGAACCAAUUCCAAGCCGUGCAAGGGCAAAUUCAAAAAAAUUCUGCAGAAAUUGCAGGUAACUCAGACAAUGCACCCUCAAUCUUUGCAGUAAAUGAGAAUGAUCUCUCACUAAAAAGACUUGAGGAGUAUCAGAAUGGGCUGAAAAGGCUUUACAAUGAGAAGAAUGAAAGACUCCAGCAAGUGGAGAAAUACAUCGACAAAAUACACAGCUUAUCCACAAUCUUAGGAAAGGAUUCCUCUGUAAUCAUCCUGCAAGUUCACCCCAGCUUGAAUGAUUUGUGUGGAAUAACAAAAAAUAUAAGUGAUGCUAUCCUACAUAAACUUAAUAUCACGGUGGAGUCCCUUUAUGAAGAAAAGCAAAAUCGGCUGGACAAGCUUCACCUUUUAGGCGAAGCACUCUCAAAUCUAUGGAAUCUUAUGGACACACCUUACAGUGAUAGACAAUCUUUUUCCCACGUAAUCAAUCUGUUGUCAGUCUCAUCAGUGGAAGUAUCAGAGCCAGGAAGUCUUACUCUAGAGAUAGUCCAGCAGGCUGAAGCUGAAGUAAAAAGACUAGAUCAACUAAAAGCAAGCAAGACGAAGGAGCUUUUCCAGAAGAAGCAGGAGGAACUAGAGUUGAUAUGCAAGAUAUCUCACGUGGAGAUUCCUUCACGGACAGAAAUGAACAAUAUAAUUAGCCUCAUAAACUCAGGGGAGAUUGACCAUUCCGACCUCCUCAUGAGCAUGGAUGAACAGAUAUCAAGAGCAAGAGAAGAGGCUUCCAGCAGGAAGGCUAUAAUGGAAAAAGUUGAGAAGUGGAUGUUAGCACGUGAUGAGGAGCGCUGGCUAGAAGAAUACAGCAUGGAUGAGAAUCGAUACUCGGUAAGUAGAGGAGCCCAUAAAAACUUGAGACGAGCUGAACGUGCCCGUAUAAUGGUCAGUAGAAUGCCAGCUCUGGUAGAUUUGCUUAUAAAAAUGACUAGGAGUUGGGAAGCAGAAAGAAAUAAAGUUUUCUUGUAUGAUCAGGUUCCUCUAAUGGAAAUACUGGAAGAAUAUAACACACUAAGGCAAGAAAAGGAGGAGGAUAAGAAAAGACAGCAGGUUAGUAUUUGAUAGACAAUAACCGCUUCACAAAUCAGUUAAUCAGUGUUUAGAUUAUGUUGUCCACAAAAAGAUUCAUGCCAUAUAAAUUGUUAUACUCCAUAAUGAUAACCUCGUUCUUACUUCAUCUUUGUGUUUUGUUUAAUGGAAUUUCAAAUUUUUUCUACAGACAAAAAAAAUGACUAAUAAUCUACUUAAAAAAAUCCAAUUACUACAAAGGAACUUGGAAAGUACUCUCAAUAAACAUCAUUUGGUAUUACGGAUUAUAAUGUACACAGAUUACUAGUCCAACGUUUGUUAUGCAUUAAUUAAUUAAUUAAUUGAACCAGUGCUGGUAGCUAAAUAGAACUUUUAUUAUAAAUCUAAAGAAUGAAGUCAUUUUAUUAAUUCAAUAAUGUAGAAGUCAAAGUACAAUGGAAUGAAUGAUUACCUCAACCCUUCUCACAGAACAUAUUGUAAAAAGGUGUAUCAACAAUAAGAAAAAGCAAAAAUCAGAAAGGAAGAUCAAUGAGCAAAAUCCAGAAAAGCCACAGAACAAAGUAGAAAAAACACAAUAAACGAAACUAUGCAAGUCUAAAAUAAAACUGAAAUCGAUCAUGCAAUUUCCAUAAUAAAAUUUUCCAAGCAAGUCAAAUAACAUAAACCAUAGUAUAGGAAACAGAAACUGCUGC
Cicer arietinum (chickpea) is the source of this 2008-nucleotide messenger RNA. RefSeq names its product 65-kDa microtubule-associated protein 8-like. Gene Ontology annotation, cellular component: cytoplasm; spindle. Lineage: Eukaryota; Viridiplantae; Streptophyta; Magnoliopsida; Fabales; Fabaceae. The record is from RefSeq and is a predicted model, not a curated record. Gene Ontology annotation, molecular function: microtubule binding. Gene Ontology annotation, biological process: microtubule cytoskeleton organization.